This is a messenger RNA of Neoarius graeffei (lesser salmon catfish), 377 nucleotides long. Its product is annotated as protein S100-B-like. Gene Ontology annotation, biological process: positive regulation of canonical NF-kappaB signal transduction; positive regulation of cell population proliferation. Gene Ontology annotation, cellular component: nucleus; cytoplasm. Lineage: Eukaryota; Metazoa; Chordata; Actinopteri; Siluriformes; Ariidae. The record is from RefSeq and is a predicted model, not a curated record. Bases 96 to 377 code for a protein of 93 amino acids. Gene Ontology annotation, molecular function: RAGE receptor binding; calcium ion binding; transition metal ion binding. The transcript is spliced from 3 exons.
UCUGUCAAGACAUCAUAUUCACAAGGAGUCGUGUGUCCAUCAGGGAAGGACGUUUUACACUCGGAGCAACAACCCGGACAUUCUACUGACGAAUCAUGUCAUCGGAUCUCGAGAAUGCAAUGAUAACCAUCGUAAAGAUCUUCCACAAGUACUCCGGGAACAAGUGCAAGCUGAAAAAGGUCGACCUGAAGGAUCUUAUGAAUAACGAGAUGAGCCAGUUUAUCUUGAAAAUUCAGGACAAGGAUACCCUUGACAUGCUAUUUUAUGAUCUGGAUGAGAACGGUGAUCGAGAGAUCGACUUCCAGGAGUUUAUUCCUCUCAUCGCCAUGGUGACCUCAGCAUGUCACGAUCUGUUCAUGAUGGAGCACGAUCAUUGA